Molecule: messenger RNA, 399 nt
Organism: Cetraspora pellucida
Lineage: Eukaryota; Fungi; Glomeromycota; Glomeromycetes; Diversisporales; Gigasporaceae
Source: the annotation of a GenBank genome assembly
AUGUCACAGGCCCUAGAUCGCUUUACGCUCGCAACCAAACAAGUUAUUACUGAGCAGUUUGCGAAAGCAAAGCAAGAGUUGCAAACCGAAGACGAGGAUUGUUAUCUAGACCUGAUAUUACUAAUCAUUGAAUGGAACGAACAGAAUUUACAACGACGCGGGAUCCUAAAGGCGACCGUGGCCAAUCAAAUUCAAGGAUUUAUCGGGGUAUCCCCACUUCAAGUUAUCAACCAAAACCUUAACGUUGGAAUCGUUAACGCUGGUAUCCCGUCCAACACUAUUUUCCAUCUUAUCGACAUUCCCCCUGUUGAAAAACAACAAGUUGCUAGUGACAUCACCACGUUUCUGCGUUCGAAUUAUUGGCAAGGAACAAGCAAUGAAUUGGAAAUGUUUAUAUAG